This is a messenger RNA of Lepidothrix coronata (blue-crowned manakin), 1142 nucleotides long. RefSeq lists its product as uncharacterized. The coding region runs from base 456 to 1142 and encodes 228 amino acids. The record is from RefSeq and is a predicted model, not a curated record. NCBI's taxonomy places the organism in Eukaryota, Metazoa, Chordata, Aves, Passeriformes, Pipridae. The transcript has 6 exons.
CCUGGGGCAGGUUGGCCAGGCUGGGGGAGGCCCCAGGGCAUGUGGCAGUGUGUCACAGGGCCCUUUGUGACAUGGUGGGCGUUGCCAAUGGAUGGCACAGGGCAGGGUGUCACAGGGCCCUUUGUGACACGUGAUGACUUAAUACUGGUGGUGAGGUGGCCACGCCUCAGUGCUCCUCGGAGCGUGUGACGGGACAGACGGGACAGAGCGGUGCUGUGCGGAGCCCCCGUGCAGCCAACUCGUUCCUUACUGAUCCGGAGCUUUUUGGAGUCUUCUUUGUGGUUCAAGCGACCUCGAGGCCAGACUGCGGGACUUGGUGACCCGGAGCUUUCCUGCGGUGUCUCCAAUCCCAGCGGCAGGUGCCAUCGAGGCCAUUCUCUGGGGCUUCGUGCCCCAGAGCUUUUCCCUGGCGUCUCCAAUCCCUGCAGCAGGUGCCCUUGAGGCCCAACUGUAGGAUGGCGGGGAGACGCUUCAGCCUGUGCAGGGUUCUCAGGAGGAAGAAGACCGGAGACCCUGGGACUGCCCCUGCACAACAACCUGAAGAGAUGCAGCAGGUCCAGCCCCUGCAGGAGGAUCCAGGCCGGGUCCAGACAGAAGAGCAGGGCCAUGCCCAUGGCCGCUUCUGCAGGAGAGCACAGGCCUUUCUGAAAUUCUUGGGCAUUCGGCGUAGGAAGACCAGGACAACACCAACCGAGGUCAUGGCACAGCCUGACCCCACGCCGAACGAGCUCAAGGCAAAGCCUGAUGUCGGCACCGUGUCAACUGAUGGCACAGCAACCUGUGACACCGCGGUGACCGAUGAACUGAUGAACACCGACAGCAAACCUGUUCAGCGCCUGGCCGAUGCUCCAAGUCUGGACUUCCUCGAGGAGAGAGUUGUCUCUGCUCAAGUAGCCGUGGAGACAGACAGAGGCAAGGAGCAGAGACCCCCCAGGGUGCCCAAGCUGGCCUGGCUGAAGGAGAGGGAGAUGGAAGGCCCUGGGCCUGCCCCAGCACAGCACCUUGAGGAUGUGGAGCAAUUCCAGCCCCUGCAGGAGGAUCCAGGCCGGGUCCAGACAGAAGAGCAGGACCGUGCCCAUGGCCAAUUCCACAGGGCAGCACAGCCCCUCACGCCGGAUCCGCUGGGCCCUCUCAGCCUUUGA